UCUAAUUUGUGACUUUAGUUAUCUUUUCUUGUUUUUCAUUUAUCGGUUUGGUUCGGUCACAUGCACUACUGUAAGACACAUAAAUAUGUCGGGAGCAAUGACGUAAGCAGAGGCCGGAUUAGCACGAAACCACCGGUGUUUGCCUCUGAGCCCUUUUCUACCUCUCCACCCUCAUUCCUUCCAUGUGCCUUUCCUGACCCAGCGAUGGAUGCGAAGGGAAUAAUCUCCCUGUACAAGACUGCAACAUCCCUGGGGAUUCCUUCUUUGAAAUCAGAGAGAAAACUAUUAAUCUUCUCCAAUGUCUGCCAAGCCAAAAGUGUACCAAGGAGUUAAGGUUAGAAUGACUGUGAAAGAGAUGCUGGAACAGCGGAGGGCGCUACAAGCAGAAAAGACCGCCUCGGAGUCCAGGCAGAACAAAAUGCAAGUUGCACAUCCAAUCCCUCCUCCUCUUUCUUCAGAAAUGAUAAGUGCACGUGAACCUACAUCCUGUGUGCCCACUUACCAAGAGAACAGACAGCCUUCAGUCUGUGGUGCUCUGGAGGAAAGUUUAAUGGAUGCCUACCUUCACCCUGAGCCUCUCACAGACUCCAGCUUUACUAUAUUCCAAAACCAGUCUUUGUGCUUCCAGGAAGAAACCUUCCAGCCUUCUCCCAUCUUCUAUCAGAACAUGACUCCAGAAUCCCCCUCAGAUUCAUCCGAUAUGUCAAACUCUUUUGAAUACUCACCGAGUUACCAAGGUCUAGAGUUUGUAACCCAGAACUAUAGCUCUCCUUCUCCCCAAGACAACAACAGCUGUGCAUAUGCUGAUAUGGAUUAUCCUGUUUAUCAGCACCAGAACAAUUCCACAUGUUGUUACUGUGCUUAUUGCUGCUCAAUGGACUAUCAACAGCCACUGAACACACAGGAUUCUUGUGCUUACACUAAUACAGACUAUAUGGGAUAUCACACCCCCUCGGAGGAUUUCCUUACCAGAGAACUCAACAUCUACAACAUGUACAGUUAACCACUGACUAGAGCCUUACCCUGUCAAGCAAUAAUUACAAAAUACUUUAAUGAAUUGAAAUGAUUGUAUUGAUAUUUGUAUACUAGCGUCAUAGUGAGCAUUCUUAUCUGUAAAUUCAUCAUUGCUACAAUAAGAUAAAAACAAUACAAAAAAAUAUGUCAAUGCACAAAAUUCUAGGAACCCUCCAGGAAAGACUAUAGCCAGCUGAACAUUUCAAUUUCAUAUGGGACAUCCAACAGCACAGAAUGUUAGAUUUCUGCACUAUCCUUUGUUGACAUGUGUUCCCUCCUCUCCUCAUUGUAUGUCUGUGGGGAGUCGGAAGCCUGUUGGUUGAAUACUGACUCAUAAGUCUGACUAGCACUGGGCAAUGCCUAAUUUCAGAUUGGAGGGGAGUCUCUGUGUCAUGCAUCACCCACUGAACUCCUGCAUCAGGCAUAAUACAAUAGGGAAGAUAAUCAAAACUGGUUACACCAAAAAUAAAAAAUAACAAUUUUAUUACAUGACUUG
Messenger RNA from Hyla sarda, 1510 nucleotides. RefSeq names its product POU class 2 homeobox associating factor 3 (gene POU2AF3). Gene Ontology annotation, molecular function: POU domain binding; DNA binding. The record is from RefSeq and is a predicted model, not a curated record. The coding region runs from base 299 to 1003 and encodes 234 amino acids. Lineage: Eukaryota; Metazoa; Chordata; Amphibia; Anura; Hylidae. Gene Ontology annotation, cellular component: cytoplasm. The transcript has 6 exons.